Molecule: messenger RNA, 4857 nt
Organism: Caenorhabditis auriculariae
Lineage: Eukaryota; Metazoa; Nematoda; Chromadorea; Rhabditida; Rhabditidae
Source: the annotation of a GenBank genome assembly
AUGAAUCUACAACUCCUCCUAUUACUGACAUGCUGUUCAACCGUCGCUAUCGCCUACAAAGUCGCGGUAUUGGUGCCAAAUAUGGCUAAUAGUCAGGUUUUUUUUUGUCGUUUGGUGAAAUUCCAAGUCGUGAUACACAGGCUAUAUACUUCAAUCCCACUAAUACGAUAAUUUGAGUCUAAUUUCCGAUUUCCAGGUUCAAUUCAACGCCCGGGUCGCAGAAUCCUUGACGAAUGCCGGUCAUAACGUCACCCUCGUCUAUCUUUCCUACUUCAGCGAUUAUGACUCUUCCGAUGUCAAAAUUGACUCCAGAAUACAAAGUGAGUCGUUUUCAAAUCGAAAAAGUAUGUAUUAUGCCUUUUUUUUCAAGAAUACGACGCGCAAGGUCACGUCGAAGGAAUGAAAAAAGCUGAUUUCGAAAAAAUACAGGCCAAGUUCAUCUACAAGGUUUUUUCCAAAUACAUUUUUUUUCUAUAAAAAUGGAUUUUUCAGGACACCGGAAUGUUCGACUGGGAAAUGAUGGCGAUGAUUCAAAACAUGACCCAAAUGUGGAGAGAAGGAUGUCGAAGUUGGUUUUUUUAUUUUUUGAAAUUAUUAGUAAGUAGAGAAAAUAUUUCAGUUUUUGCAAAAAAGCUUUGCUCAGUUCAAAAAUAAAUAUUAAAGACAGAGAAUAGUUAUAUUGAAGUUAAAAAGAACCCGAAAUGACACGUUCAUUGUCUUUAUACCCUCCUCAAGAUUGCAAAAAUUGAAAAAGAAAAAUUAUAACUUGGACUUAUUGAAAACUUCAAGAAAUAUGAAUUUCUAGACCUACUCCGAAACAAAGAAUUCAUGACUUGGUUCGAAAACGAGAAAUUCGACGUCGCCUUCAGCCACAUGUACUCGGCGUGCCCUAUCGGCAUCAUUCACAUCGCCAAGAUUCCUUCCUGGGUUUGGCUCAACAGGUAAAAUCUCUAAAGUGCGGACAUUUCCGAAGAAAUGCAUUAAUUUUAUAGCGGCGCUUUGUGGGAUGGCGUCGCCAAUGUGAUCGGCGUUCCAAUCAUUCCCAGCUAUAUUCCUCGUUGGUUUUUGAAUUAUAAAUAACUAUAAAUAUUUUGUGAAGUGAGCUCUGAACUUGAGGUUUAGUCAGGAAAGUUCAAAUGAAGAUUUUAGAAACUUCAAGGUUGAGUUAAAUUUCUUCGAUCUCGCUGAGCUUCAAAUUGAAAACGGUAGUUUCGAGCAACGUUCGACUCAAUAUUUUUAAAAAAUGAAAGCUCGAAAAGCCACAGAAAUCUGUGAAAAAAAAUUAAUAGGUUCUCAAAUUUUGCAAAAAUAUCUCAAAUUGAAGUUUUGCUUCUUUGUCGACCACGUAUAGUCCAUUUGAAUGAUGAGGCCUCGGAAGACUUCCUAAGAAAAAAAGUUACUGCCCUCUUGCUAUCGGAUUGGUCGAGGACUGAUUAAAUUUUAUGGGAAGCCUGUUCUACAAGGGAAACAAGUUCCAGAAUGAAUAUCAAUUUUUGAAAGAAAAUAUGAUUUUUCAAAUCUCAACCAAAAAAUUCAAUUUACACGAUUUUUGGUUUUUUGCUCAGAAAUCUGGUCUGACUCGAGAAAAUGUGUUCUGCUCGCAAGAAUUAGUUACUGCAUGGCUAUUUGAAAUCUGUGCGAAGUUUCAAGACAUUUGAACCAUUUCCAGAGAAGUUAUGUUCGAAAAACCCCUUUGAAAUACCUUUAUGUAGAGACCGGGAAGCCACGCCCCUUUUUGCGAUGGUGAAAUGCACGGGUUUUUAGUUUUUGAGUUUGAUGUUCUCGUAAAAGCGCAUUACUGAACCAAAAACGGAGAAAAUUUGUGAAAACAUACAGAAAACCUUCCUCUUCAAUCUGAUAUACGUUUCAGCCGAUUUUCGAAGCGUUUUAGCGGAGUGUCGUACAAAAAACCAAAACUACUUUAUGGGCAGCACUUUAUCAAUUUUUGCAUUACCGAGGCUUGACCUACUUCUGAAAACGAGCCUAGUUGAUAAUUUGUAAAUUUUUUUGAAGACCUCUACUAUUUCUAAAAACAAACUUGGAAAGAGCAAAGAUACCGAAUUCUUAGUGCCUUCCAAUUUCGACUCUUGACAACGUCUAAUAAAAUCUAAUAAACCUUAUUUCAGCCAUCAUGAUGGAAGCAAUGGACACGAUGACGUUCUACGAGAGAAUCAAGAGUUUCAUCGGACAUGUUCUUACGCAAAUCAUCUGGGUCAAGUAAUGCCAAAAAAAAGGAUUCACUUUUUAAAUAAUCUAACAAGAAUGAUCUCAGAAUGAACACAGACAAGGAAACGGCUCUCUUCAGAGAAGAAUUCGGGGCAGAUUUUCCUGACCUCCUAGAAGUCGCUGCAAAGUGUCCUUUGGUAUUUUGAGAAAAAAAUCCAACAUAUUAAUGUAAUUUUAAGGUCAUGGUAAAUACGAAUGAGAUCUACGACGUUCCACGGCCAUAUUUGGACAAAGUUGUGAAAAUCGGAGGCCUUGGAGUCGGAUUCAGCGACGCUAAGCCGUUGAAGGGGGUUCUAACUGAUUUUAUCGAUUAAACAUCCAAAAAUCGUUUCAAAGAACUCUUGUGCGCAUAAUGCAGAAAUUAAACUUUUUUGCAAAAAAUACAUUUAAAAAAAUUUUCAAGCGAGUGACAAUGAAGAAAACUUAAAAUCUAUAAAAACGGCUGAAUAAACGGGAUUGUUCAGGAAUUCAAAGAAAUCGCCGAGAAAGCCGAUGGAAUGAUCGUAUUUUCGUUCGGCUCUGUGGCUGCAGCCCACGAGAUGCCCGAGAAUUGGAAACAGGCCUUUUUGGAUGCUUUCAGGUGAGCUUUGGUUGUAUCGAUCAGACAAGGGAAGUUGAAAAUGGAGCACAGAUAUCUUAAAAAAAUUGCUGAGUUUUGGGAAAGGCUUUACAAAUUGACAAGGUAGAUAAUUUCAAUUUGCGAUUGGAAAGCUUCUGUAAGACGGCCAAAAAACUCCUUGAUAGACCAGAAAAAGGCUCUGAAAGUUUCAAUCUGGGCAACUUUCUACUUUCGAGAUAUAGGGGCUCAAAAAGCCUACAUCAACGGAUUCUCGAAGAUUCUUUUGAAGAUAGGUGGUCUUUUCUCGUAAACUAGAAAGUUGUGCAGGUUGAGAGUUUCAACAUUUUCUGGUACAUCAAGGAGUGUUCUGACCGAUUUUGAAAGAACUCUCAGUCGCAAAAAAAAUGAGCUUCAUUGUUAGAGCAAAAAUAAGAUGAAUCAAGACUUUUGAAAUUUAAAAAAUUCUUGUAAUUUUGAAAAAAAAAGUAUAAGCCUUUUGGAAUGCAAAACUUAAUGAAGAGUGUAAAUAGUUAAUUUGAUUCUCAACUUUCUACUUUCAGAGAAUUCCCCAAUAAUCAUUUCCUGUGGCGCUACGUGGCUGACGACUUGAAAGGUGAUCAUUAAAAAGUAGUUGAAAAAUUAUUCAUUCCAUUCUUUCUUCGAUUCUUUCAUUUACUAUUGUCAAUGUUAUUUUAAAACUGAAAAAAAAGAUGCAAAAAUGGCGACCUUUUUGGUGACAAAAAUACUAUUUUUCUGUUUCAGACCGUCUCCCACCCAAUGUUCACACCUUCAAUUGGCUUCCCCAGAAGGAUCUCCUCCUUCACAAGAAAACCAAGGCUUUUAUCACCCAUGGAGGAUAUAACAGUCUUCAGGUUUCAAAAAAAGAUAACUGACAUAAAUUUUAACUUUAGGAAGCGAUUUCCGCCGGAGUUCCUCUGAUCACAAUCGCUUUGUUUGGAGACCAACCCAAAAAUGCAAUGUUGGCCAAGAAACACGGUUUGUGAAUUCAUCCUAAUUUUAUAGAGCCGAAAAAGGUACAUCUAAAAGUUUUAAACGUCUUCGUAAGGUUUUUUAUUGUUUCCAUUUUUCUUCAUUAAUUUCUCCAGCAUCUUUAAAUUAAGUUUUGUUUUAGGUAUUGAGGUAGAAACAGUGAUUUAAUAAACUUUUAUUACUGUAGAAUGAAUGUAGUUUGUUCAGAUUUCGAAUGUUAAGUCCUCGCUCAAGCUCCGCCCCCUGAUGGCACGAUAAACCAAUCAGAGAGCGAGCUAACCACAGAGAGUUUUCGAAUGACGUCAUUCUACUUCCCAUUCAGAAUCUGAACAGACUAUAUUUUACUAUCGGAGCUCAAAAACUCUCAAAAAGCGACUCAAAAAAUUCCAAAAAAAACGAAGAAUAUCAAAUUGAACGAACUCUCGAUAGGACUUAAAAAAAUGUGAUUAUUGAAACUUUAACUCGAAUUAGAAAAGUUAUUGGAGACUUCCAUGAAAUUAUACAUGCCUUCAUCAAGCUUAAAACUUUGAUUUCAAAUAAUUUAGCCAGCUUAAGAAACAAAAUUUGGAAUUCUCAAAAUUAAUCGAAUAACUUUUUCUUAGGUUUCGCCGUCAGUGUCAAGAAAGACACGCUGAGCAAGGAACAUGUGGUUGAGGCGAUUCGGACGAUUCUCAAUGACGACAGGUGAUUUUUUGAAUAUUAUUUCUAAUAAAAUAAAGUAAAUCUUUCAGUUACUCACAAAAAGUGAAACGACUUUCGGCAAUGGCAAAGAACAAACCGAUUCAGCCGGCGACGUUGUUGGUCCGUUGGACCGAGUUUUUGGCCGAGUUCAAGACCCUCGACAACUUGGUACAUCUUAAUCGAAAUAAAAUAUCAAAUCCAAAAAUUUCCAGGUACCUGCCGGGCAGAAGCUCAACUUUUUCCAGUACCAUUCACUCGACGUCAUGGCCUUUUUAUUGGCCGCAAUUCUCUUAAUUCUCUUCAUUUUGUACAAAGUUGUCAAAUUUGUCGCUUGUUUCGUUAUUCGGAAGGUUAGGAGCUUAUUUGGCUAUGGAAAAACGGAAAAAGUCAAGCAACAAUAA